UUUCCUUCGACCACUUUCCGUAAAGGAAACCAAUCAGUUUCCAUUUCCUUCCUACCAAUCAAAACAAUUUGUUAACGGAAACUUUGUGAAAUUUUCCUAUUUGGAAAUUGGAUGAAUGAAAGAUUUUUCAAUUUGAUGUUGAAGAAAUCGUCUUACUUUUACUUAUGUUAAUGAUUUGACUAAUUAAUCUUAUCAUAAUCAUACUCAUCAUCAUCAUCAAUAUCCAAUUGCAAGUAAUAGAAGAACAUUGAAGAUGAUGGAGUGGGUAGCGAAUCGUUGGGUGGGCGUUGCCGCAUCCAUAUGGAUCCAGUGGAGCUGCGGUGCAUCAUACACCUUCAGCAUCUACUCUCCUCUCCUCAAAUCAACACAAUCCUACGAUCAAUCAACGCUCGACACUGUCUCCGUCUUCAAAGACAUCGGUGCCAACUUCGGCGUCCUCUCCGGCCUCCUUUACUCCGCCGUCACUCCUCACACCAUCCCUCUCCCAUCCAAUAAGUCCAAAUGGACAUCCCUUGCUGGCCCCUGGAUUGUCGUUGCCGCUGGGGCUGUUCAGUCUUUUGUGGGCUUUUUCUUCAUUUGGGCCUCUGUUGUGGGCUUCAUCCAUCAGCCUCCUGUUCCACUCAUGUGUUUCUUCGCUUGGCUUGCAUCUAAUGGUCAAACUUUCUUGAACACUACCAAUGUCGUUACUGGUUUGCGUAAUUUCCCACAAUAUAGUGGCACCAUCAUUGGUAUCAUGAAGGGUUUUCUUGGGCUUAGUGGAGCUAUCCUGAUUCAACUAUACCACACAUUUUUUGAUGGGGACCCAGCAACCUUCCUUCUGAUGCUAGCUUGCUUACCUGCAUUCAUCAGUCUGUUUUUUAUGUUUCUGUUGAGGAUCUAUGAAGUGCAAGACUGUGAUUACAAGAAGCAGUUGGAUGUGUUCUCUGUGGUAACUGCAAUUAUUGUUGUGUAUCUUAUGUUCAUAAUAGUUUUGCAAAACUUUGUGAGCUUGCCGUAUUGGGCACGAGUAUUUACAUUUGUGGUCCUUAUGGUUCUACUAGCAUCGCCGUUUGGCAUUGCUGUGAAAGCUCAUUGGGAAGACUCGAGGGGAUUUUCACAAGCUUGUUCCAUUGAGACCGCUCCUACAAUUGAAUACCAGGAGCUGCCUAGAGAGGAGGUGCAGCAGGUACAAGAUCCUUUAGAUGAUGUGUUGCCCCUUGCACAAGAAAUGAACCUUUUACAAGCAAUGUGUACGGUUGAAUUUUGGAUGUUGUUUGUGACCAUGAUAUCGGGCUUGGGUUCUGGGCUGGCAACGAUAAAUAAUAUGAGCCAAAUAGGACAAUCUCUUGGGUAUAGUACUAUUGAGAUUAAUAAUAUGGUAUCAUUGUGGAGUAUGUGGAAUUUUCUCGGCCGUUUUGGUGGCGGUCAUGUAUCUGAUUAUAUCAUGCACAAAAGAGGUUGGCCGAGGCCACUGUUGAUGACUGUAACUCUGGGAAUUAUGAUUCUUGGUCAUGUAAUCAUAGCUUCUGGUUUCCCUGGCAAUUUUUAUUUGGGUCCUGUUCUGGUGGGAAUAUGCUAUGGUACAAAUUGGUCCUUAAUGCCAACAAUCACUUAUGAGAUAUUUGGUGUGAAGCACAUGGGUACCAUUUUCAACACUAUUGCUGCAGCGAGUCCACUUGGAUCUUAUAUACUUUCUGUGAGAGUUGUUGGAUAUAUAUAUGACAAGGAAGCCAAUAAAGAAGAUAACUCUUGCUUUGGCAUCCACUGUUUCAUGUCGUCGUUUCUGAUCCUGGCCGGUGUGGCUUUUCUGGCAUUUUUGGUUGGUUUGGCAUUGUAUUUCCGUACCCAAAAGUUCUAUACCCAAGUUGUGCUUAGAAGAUUAAAACAUAAUGCACGAUGACCAAGAAUGUGUUUGUCAGCAUUUUUUCACAAAGUUGUCUAUAAAGACUUAUAUGUUGUGAAUUUUACCUGUUUUGUAUGUUGAAAUUGAAAAGGAAAUGUAGUUCACUAUUCUUUCAAUUAUCAUUUGUCACAAUUUUCUUUGAUUAUUAGCAUAGAUUUUCACUUCUUAGAUGGCAUUUUUUGUUCUUUCCUUUCCUUCCCCAUUUCUGGUUGAUGGGGCCUUUUAUGUGUGUGUAAGAUGGGGAAAAGGAGGGUGUGAUGGAGUGUUUUGCACAGGGAAAAUGUACAUGCUUAUGAAAGAAUAAAAGCUAGCCUGUGCAUUAAAUGCAAAAGGUAUAGCAUUGAUUUAAUUUGAA
Messenger RNA from Cicer arietinum (chickpea), 2237 nucleotides. RefSeq names its product protein NUCLEAR FUSION DEFECTIVE 4-like. Gene Ontology annotation, cellular component: membrane. NCBI's taxonomy places the organism in Eukaryota, Viridiplantae, Streptophyta, Magnoliopsida, Fabales, Fabaceae. Gene Ontology annotation, molecular function: transmembrane transporter activity. The record is from RefSeq and is a predicted model, not a curated record.